Messenger RNA from Rotaria sp. Silwood2, 447 nucleotides. NCBI's taxonomy places the organism in Eukaryota, Metazoa, Rotifera, Eurotatoria, Philodinida, Philodinidae. The record is from the annotation of a GenBank genome assembly.
AUGAAAUUUGUUCAGGGUACAUCAUCUUGUGAUGGUUUUGUUCGAGUAUUUAAUAUUGAUAAACAAACUUUAAUAAAACAAUUGAAUGUUAUUACGAAAUCAAAUGAUAUUGAAACUGCUUCAUCGUUAGUCAAGCUCGAUUGGGAUAAAACUGAUCAAAUAUUAUCUAUUCCAGUUAAAAAUACAAUUCAUUUUUAUGAAACUGAUAAAUGGACAAGAAAAAAAACAUAUGAAAAUGAUUCAAUUGAUCAAGUUAUUAAUUUAAUUAGUUAUUCACCAUGUCGAACAUUAUUUAUUGUGGCUUAUGUUAAUGGUCAAUUAUCAAUUGUUAAUCGUCUUACUUUUGAUAUUUGUAUGAAUUAUUCAUCAAAAGAUGCUGUUUGUUCAUUAUCAUGGAAUCCAACUCAACAAUAUAAAUUUAGUUGUUCUACAAUGGCUGUAAGUUAA